Mycotypha africana is the source of this 1695-nucleotide messenger RNA. Its product is annotated as NLI interacting factor-like phosphatase-domain-containing protein. NCBI's taxonomy places the organism in Eukaryota, Fungi, Mucoromycota, Mucoromycetes, Mucorales, Mycotyphaceae. The transcript has a single exon. Gene Ontology annotation, molecular function: phosphoprotein phosphatase activity. The coding region runs from base 36 to 1349 and encodes 437 amino acids. The record is from RefSeq and is a predicted model, not a curated record.
GCUUUUUAGUGGUUUUUGUUUGUCACUUUUAAAGAAUGAAAUACAAUCAAUAUACCGAUAACUUCGAUGCACUGUAUGACAUUGUUGAUAAACACACAAUACAGUUUUUGAACGAAAAUGCAGAAGCAAAAUUUGCUUUAUCGCCUAACUACAUCAGUCUUAUGAAGGAACCGUCCAUCUUUCAUGCGGAGAGCUCGAUAAGCCAGAAAUUGCUGAUUCUCGAUCUAAAGGGAAUCUUUGUCUCCCGCGGCACAACUAAGAAAAAGGAAUUGGAGUUUUAUACACGUCCUUACACUAAAGAAUUCCUUUCUUUUGCCGUCAAGAACUUUACUGUCAUGGUCUGGAGUUCCUGUAUAUCAACUUACACUAACUUUAUGUGCGAUACAAUCUUUGAUGAACUGCAUCCAGCUGGAUUAAUUCGGCCCCUCAUCGUUUGGGAUAGGUCUAACCUUGAAUUAACACCCACAGAAUUCGAGCAAAAUUUGGGUACCGUUAAGGAUUUACAGAAAGUAUGGAACGUUUUACAACAAUAUAACGCGAAAAAUACAAUUAUUAUGGAUGAUUGUUUGUUUAAAUUGCUUAGACAACCUUAUAAUGCGAUUUUAAUCAACACAUUUGAUCAUAAUGAUCUACGAAGCCCUGAUCAAGAGCUGCUAAAUAUAAUUCAAUAUUUGAAAGUGUUAAAGCAUCAGAGUAAUGUUGCUAAUUUCAUAGGGAGUAAUCCGUUUGAUCAUAAAACUAACUAUGAUGUUCAGCAGACAGCACGCGAUAUGACAAUGAUGUAUUAUUCAAGGACUUCUGUAGGACUCAACAGAAUGGUAAUAACAGUUGAAAUAGAAAAGAUGGUACAAGCCGAGGAAGCCAGACAUGCUGCAGCAAUACAAGAACAGGAAAAACGUAGAAAAAGAGCAGCAGCAAGAGUACUGAAAAAAAAGCAUGCCGCCAUUGUAAAAGCAACAGAGUCAGAACAAUUAAGAAAAACAAUAAAAUCGGCACCAUUAAAAAAACCACCCAAAGCUCGUCCAAAGGAAGUUCUGCGAGCGAUAUUCAGUCGUCCCAACACACUCAUCAAUCAGCUACAGAAAAGGUUCAUUCAAGCUCUUAAAGACGAGGUGAAAGGGGAUGUAGGGACUUUUAUGACUCAAGCAAUUCAAGACAUAGUAGAAGUCAUCGGUUCAGGUGCUGACUUUUCAUCCCCUCCAGUGCUCAAAACUGUCGAAAUGAUCUAUAAUAAUAUUAUAACUGAGCAUAGGGAACAUAUGGCAAGAAUUCAUAAAAUUGCGAAAGCAAACAUAGGAAUGAAAGAGAAUAUAUUCGACAUCAAGCAGAAGCCAAAGGAUGAGUAUUAAAAGCUUUACCUACAGCAAUCGCGUGCGUACACAAAUCCCAUCCUUAUAUAGUUUGUCAUUAUUCAACAGAAAAUUGUUAAUUUCAUCGUUAAGUGUUGAUUUUCGGUAUUAUUUAUACAACUUAUUCCUCUUACCCAACGAUUCAUUGAGAGUAUUAUUGUGAUUUUUCCUAUGCUUCUAUCUUUGUUGAAUUUUGCGAUGCUAUAGAUCUUUGAAUAAAUGCACUAGGUGGUUCCAUUACUUUUCUUACUAUAUCUUUAAAAAAAAAAAGGAGAAGAAAAAAGGACAAUCUAAUACUAAUUAUGGUACGAGAUCGGUAGAACGGAAGAAAAUCAAACAGACAGGC